GAUUAGAGAUGAAGGAGAGAUUAGCACAGGCAGGAGAGUUGAAGCAGUUUUCUCCAUUUCCAUUGGUGAGUCAAUGUGAAGACAGAGCAACUACAGAGACAUCAGGAAAUCAUUCAGUCAUCCUCAGGAUGUCCAAUUCAGGUAUUUUCUCCCUUGUAUUCAGCAAGUUACCAGUUUCAAGAUCCUGUUCAUUCCUCUGAAGCAGAUUUCUACUGCAUGCCUUGGAUCCAUGCUCCUAAUCAGCUUACAAGCUUCCCUUGACCUACGCUUCCUUUCCUAAUGCACGUCUGACUAUGGCUGUCCUCAAAGUCAAAUUCACCAAAACCAAGAGGGACAAGCUGGCUCAGAUCUUAUGGAUCCUCAACUGGGUUUCUGUAGUGAGUGGGAUCAUUCUCUUCAGUCUUGGCCUCUUUCUGAAAAUAGAGAUCAAGAAGCGCAAUGAAGUGAUGGCAAAAGGGGACAUUAACUCUGUCCCCAACAUGCUGAUCUCUGUAGGGGUCAUAGCAUGUAUCAUCAAUUUUCUGGGUGGCAAAAUCUGCUAUGACUGCUCAGAUGCAAACAAGUUCUCCCGAUGGAAACUAGUAAUGCUGCCAUACAUCGUAUGUACCUUUUGUUUUACCUUCUGCAUCCUGGUGGGUGCUCUCAUGUGCUACACCAUGAGGAACGAGCUGGAAGAGUCUCUCUAUCUGGGACUGAGGGAUGCUAUUAAGUUCUAUAAAGACACAGACAUACCUGGGCGGUGUUUCUUAAAGAAAACAGUGGAUUUGUUACAAAUUGGAUUCCGUUGCUGUGGAAACAAUGGCUUUAGAGACUGGUUUGAAAUUCAAUGGGUAUCUCCUCGUUAUCUGAAUAUGGCUUCCAAGGAGGUUUUGGACCGUCUGAAGAGCAACGUUGAUGGGAAGUUCUUGGUGGAUGGAGUCCCCUUCAGUUGCUGCAACCCCAGCUCCCCACGGCCCUGCAUCCAGUACCAGCUGACAAACAACAGUGCUCACUACAACUACGAUUUCCUGACAGAGGAGCUCAAUAUCUGGAUGAAGGGGUGCAGAGAGGCCCUGCUGGAUUACUACACCAGUAUCAUGAGAUCCAUUGGCAUUGCAGCAUUACUUAUUUGGUUGUUCGAGCUCUCUGUACUGAUUGGUGUCCGGUACCUACAAACAGCCAUGAAGAAUGUCCUUCUGCUAGGAGAUCUGGAGGGUGAAUCAGAUGGUUGGUUACUAGAAAAUAGCUUUGUGGAAACUGCCAAAUACAACAUCAACAUCAUUAAGAACCUCGGUAAAGCCAAUCAGAUCUCCACUGUCUCAGGCAUGAACGACCCCAAUAUUAACGUUCCAAACACAGACUGUGACAAAACUAAUAUUACAACAAAAUCUAUCCCUGCAGCUAGGUAG
This is a messenger RNA of Pseudopodoces humilis (Tibetan ground-tit), 1388 nucleotides long. Its product is annotated as photoreceptor outer segment membrane glycoprotein 2. Gene Ontology annotation, biological process: visual perception. Lineage: Eukaryota; Metazoa; Chordata; Aves; Passeriformes; Paridae. Gene Ontology annotation, cellular component: plasma membrane. The record is from RefSeq and is a predicted model, not a curated record.